Xyrichtys novacula (pearly razorfish) is the source of this 7946-nucleotide messenger RNA. Lineage: Eukaryota; Metazoa; Chordata; Actinopteri; Labriformes; Labridae. The record is from the annotation of a GenBank genome assembly.
AGUAGAGCCGGUCUGCAUUGCGUCGAAACCCUCCAACUCCUCCUCCUCCUCCACCUCCUCCUGCUCUCCUCUCCCCUCCCCUCGCCUCUUUUUCCUUUCCAUCCCUGCACUUGCAUGCAAAAUACACAGAAAAACUUGCCUGACAUUGUAGGGGAAACAUAUGGACCUCGCUGCCGCAUUUGAUUGUCUCUAAAUUAUCUAUUUUUUUAAAGUAUUUUUUUUCUCUCGAGCUGCUUUGAUCCACAUUUCUGCGCGUAAUCUUGUCCACUCGCAGAAAGCGGUAGAUUCCUGCUGAUGCAGUGAUGUCUGGAAAUGCCAAGAGCUCGCUUAUUGCCCCUUACUGUAUCUCCCCCUCCUGAAUUGCAGCGCAAGAUUUUUUCCUGCAGUGUACUGUAAGCUGCUCACACCUCCGUGCCGCGGCGUGAGCAGCUCCCGGAGCUGAAGCCUUCCCAUCUCAGGCUGUCCUCAUCACACUCCCAUGAUUUUCAUCACCCUCUUCUAUCUCAUCGUACCUGGAGAUGUUUAGAUCUAUCUAAGGACGCCUCAGCUGUAGGAUGGCGUUGAGCACAGGCGGACUCUAGGCAUGUUUUUUCUGCUAGGUGCGGUGUAAAGUUGCCACAUGACACCCACUGGUGCCCUGCCGUUGGAUGAUUUUACUCGAGGAUAAGACGCAUUCAAGACCUACAAGAACAACUCACGGUAAGCCGCAAAAAUGCUGACUUAUGCAAUACCUAUCGAUAUCAUUGUUCUCUCUUUGAACGGCUCAAGACGAUUACCGCAUUACUUUUUUAUUUAGCAGAUGACUUGAGCAUCUUUUACAUCUUCUACAUGUAGAAACAUGAUUUGAUAUCAGUUUCAGAUGCUAUGCGUCACAUCACAACUCAGGCUGGUUAGUGUGUCGUAGGAUGGAUCAUUGCAAUGCAUGUUUAAGACAUUAAACCACGCAUUACGCAUUUCUGUGCUAAACUGAGGUAAACAUCUGCACAGAAAUGCCAUGGAUGUUGUGAAGAUCCAUGAAAACAUUAGGAAUCAGAUGUAGCGUGUAGCAGAUCUCAAGAAGUACAAGAAGAUCAUCAUGAACUCGCUGUAGAUCACUGCAAAAUGAUUGUCAGUAAUGCCUAUACUGAAGAGAUGUUGUGGAAAUUCUUCCUAGGGUGUUUGUUUUUACCCUAACCACUGGAUAACUGCACUAAUUGCAGGCUGAGGGAAGCAAAUAAAUAAAUAAGCCGCAGAAAAUGCUGAGCCAUCAGAUUUCUUGGCCGUUUGAUCCCAUUAUUUCCUCCUCUCUAUCUCUAUUUCUCUCUACCUCUCCCUCUCUGGGUGACAGAGGCAGCAGUAACAACAGCAGCAGAUGCAUCGGGGAGUAGCAAUGGUCAAGUCAGCGAGAACCGCAGUGGAGCCGCACUGAGGCAAAGCAGCCAGCCAGCCCCCCUUCAAUCUGGGGACGUCUCCAACUAUUCAAGGGGUGUGGGAAGCUGAGGAGAGGAAAUUUUCCCUCAACCUGAAUGCCUAAUCAGUCAGAUUAACAAAUAUCCCAACAAAGCUCCCCUUCCUCUUCCUCCACUCCUCCUCCAAAAAUGACCGUGGUAGCGGGAGAUAACAUGGACGAGACCUCAGCUGUUCCUGGACACCCUCAGGACACUUAUCCACCCGACCAUAAUGACCAUGAGUGCUGCGAAAGGGUGGUCAUCAAUAUAGCCGGUCUCCGGUUUGAGACACAGUUGAAAACUCUCUCCCAGUUUCCAGAAACACUGCUGGGCAACCCAAAAAAACGGAUGCGGUACUUUGACCCUCUCAGAAAUGAGUACUUCUUCGACAGAAACCGUCCCAGUUUUGAUGCCAUCCUUUACUACUAUCAGUCUGGAGGCCGGCUGAGGAGACCCGUGAAUGUACCUUUGGAUAUGUUCUCAGAAGAAAUCAAGUUUUAUGAGCUGGGAGUGGAGGCCAUGGAGAAGUUUCGUGAGGAUGAGGGUUUCAUCAGGGAGGAAGAGCGUCCUCUACCUGAGAAGGAGUUCCAGCGACAGAUAUGGCUACUCUUUGAGCAUCCUGAGAGCUCAGGCACUGCUCGAGGGAUCGCCAUAGUGUCUGUGAUGGUGAUCCUGAUUUCAAUUGUCAUAUUUUGUUUAGAGACUUUACCACAACUCAAAGAGGACCCAAUGGGUCGCAUGGUGACAGUUGGGAACACUACUAUUUAUUACAAGCCAAAUAUUCUCACUGACCCCUUCUUCGUCAUUGAGACACUCUGUAUAAUCUGGUUCUCCUUUGAGUUGAUAGUUCGCUUUCUCGCGUGCCCAAGCAAACCAGCCUUCUUCAAGAACAUGAUGAACAUGAUUGACAUCGUGGCUAUCAUCCCGUACUUCAUCACACUCGGCACUGAGCUGGCUGAAGACCCAGAACACGACGGGGUGGGGGAGCAGGCAACAUCUCUGGCCAUUCUCAGGGUGAUCCGUCUGGUCAGGGUGUUCAGGAUCUUCAAGCUGUCACGACACUCCAAAGGACUGCAGAUCCUGGGGCAGACCCUCAAGGCCAGUAUGCGAGAGCUUGGACUGCUGAUCUUCUUUCUGUUCAUUGGAGUCAUCUUGUUCUCUAGUGCUGUCUACUUUGCCGAGGCAGAGGAGCAAGAGUCCUACUUUGGCAGCAUCCCAGAUGCGUUUUGGUGGGCUGUGGUGUCUAUGACAACUGUGGGCUAUGGGGACAUGGUACCAGUCACUAUUGGAGGCAAGAUUGUGGGGUCUUUGUGCGCCAUCGCUGGAGUGUUGACAAUUGCACUACCAGUCCCUGUCAUUGUGUCCAACUUCAACUACUUCUACCACAGGGAGACAGAGGGAGAAGAGCAGGCCCAGCUGCUCAACGUCAGCAAUCCCAACAUACCGUCUGAAACCAACUCCAGCCGCCGUAGUUCAUCCGUCGUCAGCAAGUCCGAGUACAUGGAGAUUGAUGGAGAUAUAAACAAUAGCAUUGACAACUUUAGGGAGGCAAACCUCAGAACUGGAAAUUGCACUAUAGCCAACCAGAACUGUGUAAAUAAAAGCAAGCUGCUAACAGAUGUGUAGACACUAGCUAGGAACUUUGGGAUCUCAUUGGGACUGUCAUAUGUGGAGUAGACCAUCAUUUAGGAAUGCUUCAUUUACCUCUCCAAAGCACUCUAAGGCAUUAGGCCUAUAACUCUGCUCAGCUAUAUAGGAAGGAAACAGAAAAAAAAUAAGAUCUUAGAGUAUAUGACAGGUAGAUAGAAUAAUUAAUUUUUCUGAUCCUACAAAUAUAUAGUUAAAAAGAGAACUUUAAUUAUUACGCACAUACACGUCUCUCUGGUGGACGCAGAGUACACGCUGUCUUAUCAGAGGACAGUGUGAUAAUUAAAAUCUUAUGCAUGGAGUACAGAUAACAUUUCAGCAAGUUGCACAAUGCACCAGAACAGUCUGCAGAGACAUGCAAGCAUCUGCAGCCAAGUGGUAAGCGCCAAGAAGUUAGGUGACCCCUGCUCCCCCUCCCCCAUCCUCUCUCCCGGCUCCCCACGAAACGAAGGAUCUACUGUUCAGCAAAGCACCUUAUAGGAGGAAGACUGAUCUAUCUUGUUUGGAUUUAAACAGAUGGUGAUCUACACGCUUCACAGACAUCCGCAAUGCUGCUGUUUUCCGGCAGAUGCUAUAAUUGUGAUAUCACCAAGUGAUUCAACGCCAUGCCCUUUAGACGCAACACAGCACAAUGAUAAAGUGAGCUUCACACGAGCAUGAUUAGAGACUUUCCAUUUUGAUAUCGGCAUGCAUGAGACAUAUCCCACACAAUGGAAAGGAUGUUCUUUUAGAGUACCUGCCUCCAUCCCCCUUUUCUCAUCAAUUUUCAUUCUGAGUGCACUGGAUGAGUUUUUACUUUGAAAUGCUAACCAUUUAGAAGUAUAGAAAUUGAAUGUUAAAUCUUAAGGGAACAGUACAUUAAUGAGAUCAUAGCAUGAAAAAGUAACCUGCAUUAUGGUCUAUUGACUAAGGUACUUUUGUAUUCUGGUAUAUUUAAUGCAUGACAUGAGUAUACAGCUUGUUGCAAUUCAGACACUAUGCAGCGCCCUAACAUCAGGGAAACUGAGGAAAUUCAAUUCUGGAUGUCUCUGAAUUGCGAUGAAAUAUAUCCAAACCCAACUUAAGGAUGCAGAGUUUCUAAUUUAAAAGUAGUUGAAGAAACCAAAUAAAUAUUAUCAAAAACGCAUAUAAUCAUAAUAAGCACCAAUUACAGUACUAAGUCAAUAGGAGCAGUGCAUGGACCUUCACUGAAAAGGAGAAGAAGUCAACACGUCAUUAGUCAUGCUUCCAUUUCCACAACAAAAUUAGAAUGUAUUGGUUUAGGAUCCACGAAACAAGGGAUCAAUCCAAAAUUUCUCUUUGGAGAAUUCUCCUAUCAUUAGUUGAUAGUGCCUUUAUCCCUUUCACCAACAGGACCAGUGAAAGUGCCUCUGUGUACAAUGGGAUUGGUCAGGUUGCGAAGAGCCGGUUUGCCCUCUGUUCUUGUGUUGAUACACUGCAGGUGACGAUGUUAAUGACGCCAUUGAGCAAGGUUGAAACAGCAGGUGAUUGUGGUCAAAAAGAUAAAAAAAAGAUUCAUGGCUGUUAUGCACAACCCAGUUUCCAUGCCAUCACGCACUUAAGUAUGCCCUUAAGCAGCAAUGUAUUGUAUCUGCAUGUUUACCAAUCCAAUUCAAAAGGGAAUUUCUGUAGGUAUUAGAUCUAAUUUAUUGAUGACUAUUUUUUGUUUGUGCACCACGCAUCCUUUCAGGGUCUCUACCUCAGUAAGGUCAUUGCAAACUUGCUGCAGAGCUGCAAGCUUCAAUGCAGGGCUUCCUUUACCAUAAUGCAAAAUGGAACCUUAAGUGUAAACUGCAGUCAUGCAACAUUGAAUGUGAGAGUCCCAAAGCAUAGCCUUUACACAAGCACUUAGGGCAUAUAGUGUACCACAAUCCCACUCCUUUUUUUCACUUAUAGCUACGCACAAUCAGAGCAUUCAUUUUUAGAGAUUGUUUAACUCUCCUUACAGGAUGAGAUCCUUUGAAACGAAACUACGUUACUGUUGUGUCACAGAAACACAUUUGAAUGUGUCUCAACUCACCAACACACACUCAUAUAUGUGUAAAAAACAGAACAGAUGUUAGUUAUGUCAUCCUGUAAUUCGUGGGCAUUAAGAUGCACAGCUAAGUGUUGCCUGAAUUUUUGCACAAUCAUUUUCUUCUGUUCCUUGAACCUUUUUUUUUUUUCUUGCUUGUGAGUUUUUUUUUAUUUUUUCACAAUGUGCAUUGUUCUCAGCAUAGGUGGAGAAGCUUACUGCAGAUAGGUUUUUCACAGACUGGAACGGCUACUUGAAAAUCUCAAGCUGCUAUACAUCCAUCCACACAACACAUCGAUAGUAAGACUGUACUCUUCUGUACUUUCAUUUUGAUUUGGCGCACGCCUGACAUGAUCUUAUUUAAAAAAGAAAAAGAAAAAAAAGCUUCACUGCAGUGCUACUUGAAUGUCAUCGUUUUUUCUUUUGGUGCAAUGGCUUUUUUGUGGUGCUAGCACCCAACCACUACUGUUAUGUUACAGUUGCACAUUAUGUAAGGCGUCAGCUCAGUCUUCUUGAAUUGUUAUAAGCAGGUCUUUUCAUCCUUCGUUUUGUUAUCGAUGGUUGGUUGGUUAGUUUAGGCCUCUGUUUUUAUUUGAUCUUUGUACUGUACUGCUGAAGAGUGUCUGGCUCAGGCGAGGUGAACAUUUAAGAGCCCUGCUUGAUAUCAGUAACUUAUUGAGGGUGCAAAAAAAAGAUGCAUAUAUGUACGUGUCAGGGAUUUUCAAUUUGUACAAGGUUUGUCAUACAGAGGGACACCAAUACCAUACAGUAUAUUACUACAUAUAGGAUGAAACAAGUAAUUUAUAGUCUCUGCAGCUAUCUGGAAAAGUUAGCUUUUGUCACAAGUUUCUCAUACAACUGAUGCUUGAAAGUAGAUGCGUGCAACAUCCUGCAGGAAGCAGCCGAGAGUGAGGCAAAGAAAAUAGAAAUGAUAAUCCUCACACUAGCAGGACUGUUGCUAGUCUUGUUGUGGGGGCAUGUAUGGAUGGUGCUAUGCAUUCAAUUACCCCAAAAAGACAUGCAUUCUUAACAGCAAUAGAAUAACAGAUAACCUGUUUCUUAGAUGCUUUUUUGUAAUAAAAAAUAACUAAUAAAAUAGGAAAACAAAUCUAUUUUGAAUGUCAGAGAAACCACGGUCAACUCACAACAGGGCUGUUCAUGUUCCUCUGUGCUGAAAUUUUGUAUGCUCAGUUGUAGAGGCUGACAUUGUUCAGAGAGAGACCAGAGAAAAAUCCAAAUAUAGCCUUUGUAACAGCGUCAGUCCCCAUUUAAUACGCAGGUUAGACUGAAGUUGUUUUUGCAGUCAGGAACAAAGGCUGCAAAGGGUUCAGUCAAACCUGUGAGGCAGUCCCAUAGGACCAGCCCAUAAUGCACUUAGAGAGGAUCUAUCUUCAGUUCACUGGACUGAUCAGCUGUGUGAAAGCAAGUCAGAGAAGGUGCCUAAAAAGUUUUACAUAUUCAUUUGUUUAGCUUACUGUUAGGUGUUAGGCUUCUGCAAACAAAUACAAGCGAGAAGAUCUCAAGAAUCAUAAUAUUAAUCGAAUUAAACAUAUGAAAAAACAAAAAACCAUAAGAGAACAAAAUGCAAUUUUUGCUACAAUAAGAUAGAGAAAGUAACCACUAUAUACUGCAAUUACUUAUGAAAAAGUACUUUAAUGUGUGUCUUUACUUUAUUUUAAUUUCUUGGUGGCACAUUUAGGAAGAACAUGCCAUAUACUGGAAUGUCAAAGACAAUAUAUUCCUCUGGCAAGCCAUGAUAAUAAAAACUACUGUAUUAUGAUCAAUUGCUAUACACUAAAUGAUAUGAACAAGAAGUGUACUCUUUAAAAAACAAACAUAUUGUUUGUCUCUUUGGUUUCGAGAAACAAAAUAAAAAAGAUUCAUUCAAUCACCAUGUUCACAUUUUCACCACUGCUGAACCUUACUGCUAUAAUGUAUCUCUACAAAAACCUACUAAUCGCAAAAAACUGCAUGGUCGACGGACGACUGCAUGAGUUUUGCCUUUCAAACUGUGGAUCAACUAUUAUACAGUUGCAUCAUUUUAAAAAAAGAAACCCUUGCUUUCAUCUGCACCAAGGCUUCCUGUACGGCCCCGUUCAGAAAUAGUCGUGAAACAUGUCCUCUGCUGGAUUUCUUAAAAAGCACCUUAGCACUGACCUCCUCACCAAGACGGCGUUUGGGGAUCGAGGUUGUACUUGUUAAUCUCUGUGUGUGUGUGAGCGAGGACAUUAAGGGCUAGUUUCUCAAACUUUAUCUCUAUUCUCUGACUGAAACGCUCUCUCGAGUGACGUUUUGUCUGUUCUAAUCUCAGUCUAGACUGUAGUGAUACUGUGGUGUGGGAAACAUGCCAAUCAUGUCCAAGCAGGGCCUACGCCGCACACCCUCCUCUGUAACACAUUGGUCUCAAGGCAUUCUUGUCUGCUAGAAGUCUUGAGGUUGGACUGCUUUUCUGCCUGCUGAGGAGGCACCAAACAGGAAUAAAGGUAGGGAAGUUGUGUACUUCCUCGCCAAAGAUGAGAAAAUCUUGUUUGUGUAAGGAUUGAGAUGUCUACAAGUUUGUCUUUUCUGUCGAGAAUGCACGUUUAACUGCUAGUACGGAGAAUCUUGGAGCGAAGUGCAAAAGGACUGUCGAACUCUUCUGCUCUGUUUUUUCAUUCACAAGCAAAACCAAACUCUGAUUGUGUUACCUAAUUCAGCCAUCAUUGUCAUGUUGUGUUCACCAAGGAUUAUGCUCCAAUGUGUUCAGUUUGUCAGAGGAUGACAAAGGCAUGGUCUGUGAUCUAUGCAAGGGUUAUUUAUUUUUCUUAUAUCACUUAUAAUUUCACCUUACAUUAACUUCAAUAAAUUUUUAAGGAUCU